This is a messenger RNA of Colossoma macropomum (tambaqui), 1239 nucleotides long. RefSeq names its product tetratricopeptide repeat domain 32 (gene ttc32). Lineage: Eukaryota; Metazoa; Chordata; Actinopteri; Characiformes; Serrasalmidae. Gene Ontology annotation, molecular function: protein binding. The coding region runs from base 29 to 451 and encodes 140 amino acids. The transcript has 3 exons. The record is from RefSeq and is a predicted model, not a curated record.
GAGAGAGAGAGUCCCUCAGCUGGAGCUCAUGGAGGAUCCGCUGCUGACUGGGAGCAGAGAUCUGUUCUCCAAAGCUCAAGAGGAGUUCAGCAGAGGCAACCACAGCCGGGCGGAGGAGCUCUACACAGAGUUCAUCAGCAUCUGUACCACAGCCAGAGAUUGUGACCGUAGUGAGCUGGCUAUCGCCUACAAUAACCGUGGCCAGGUGAAAUAUUUCAGGGUCGACUUUUAUGAGGCCAUGGACGACUACAGCGAAGCGAUUAAGAUGAACAGCCAGUUUGAAGUGCCGUACUACAACAGAGGAUUAAUACGCUAUAGACUGGGUUUUUUCCAGGAUGCAGAGAGUGACUUCAAGAAGGCCCUGGAAAUAAAUGCCAAUUUUGAAGAUGCCAAACAAAGUUUGCGUCAGACGGUAGUCGACCGAGAAGAAAAAUUAAAAAGAGGAUACUGAUGGCAUCCUACAGCUAGAAGGAUGUUUCUGUUCUGUCUGGCUGUACACUCUUAAAAAGAUGGUUCUUUAGGGGUUCUUUAGUUAAAGGGAAUAGUUCUAUUUAGAACCAUGACUUCUAUUUAGGACCACUUCAUGGUUAAAUUGUUGUUUGUAUGGUGAAAUCGCUCCUCAGAUUAAUGGAGAAUGUGUUAUAUAUGGGUCUGUAUUAAAGCUUUUUGAAAGUGGUUCUGUAUAGUACCGAAAGAUUGGUAACAACAGAAGAGCCAUUCCCUUUACUAAAGGACCCUGGAAGAACCUUUUUUAAGAAUGUAGGAAAGCACUACAUGAAGUGAUUAUUAAUUCUGAUCUAAUUCAAUAUGUUUGAUUGUGUGAUUGUGUAAUUUGUUCCUGUGUAAAGAUUUUAUUUUUUUACCUUAAUUUCUUGUAAAUACUUUGCUGGUUGUCAUUAUUGUAUUGUAGUGUGUGUCAUGAAGACCUGUGUAGCUCAGGUAAUCUUCAGUCUGAGGGCAGCAUUUUCAGUCUCUGUAUUUGCAUAUUCUGGGUGCACUUGACCAGCGAGUUGUCAGUUGCACCUGAAGCACUCUAGUACGAAGACAAGAAGUGGCAUUGUACUUCUUAUAUCAUUUAAAACUAAAUCAGUUAAAAUGUACCAAUGAAUGUGACUUACUGGGGGAAAAUACAUUUUAAUAAUUUGCUUUCUUCUACUUUUGUGGAAUGUGUAUUUGAACUUUUGCACUAAUGAAAUCUUAGUAAAAAAUCAUGUUCUAUAUGUAACAUGAAAGAAACUG